Messenger RNA from Mytilinidion resinicola, 3060 nucleotides. RefSeq lists its product as uncharacterized. The coding region runs from base 1 to 3060 and encodes 1019 amino acids. NCBI's taxonomy places the organism in Eukaryota, Fungi, Ascomycota, Dothideomycetes, Mytilinidiales, Mytilinidiaceae. The transcript has 2 exons. The record is from RefSeq and is a predicted model, not a curated record. Gene Ontology annotation, molecular function: protein binding.
AUGACAGACAUCCCGUCGCUCAAGACGCAUGCUGAGUCUCAGCUCGCCUCUAUCCCGCCGUUUGGGGGCCCGCCGACCCUCGCCUACGCCAACGGCUCACCUGCGCUGGACGGCACCCUCGACGACGAAGAGUCUUCUACCAUCAAGUGCAUCUGCCGCUUUCCAGACGACGACGGCUCUACCGUCCUGUGCGAAAAGUGCGACACGUGGCAGCACAUAGUCUGCUACUACGAGAGUCGUGACGUGCCCGAAGUCCACGAGUGCGCCGACUGCUCGCCCCGACAGCUCGACUCGAAACGGGCGGCAGAUGUACAGCGACAACUUCGGGAGGUGCACAACGUCGGCGAACGCAAGGGCAGGCCCAAGACUGCAACAAAGAGCCACAAGAAGAAGAUCAAGGAUGCACCGGGCGCAGUCCAGACAAACGGAUGGGGCAUUCACACCAAUAAUGACGUACACUAUGUCGCCAACAGGAAGAGCGAAAGUCCCCGGGACCUACUCCCACCUGCGAAACGGCCGAAGACAGGCCAUCGAGCCACGGGAUCCGUCAACGUCCUCAGCUCAACACCCAACCUCACACCCACAGUUCGAAAACGGGCAAGCUCGGCCAUGUACAACGGCCAGCAGAGUCCUGUCAAGUCACCUACCUCUCCUCAUACUAACGGCUACGCGAUAGAAGAGUUUUCGCCCGAGUUCCUGCGACUUUAUCGACAGCCAGAGCCUCAACCUAUCCCUUCAAAUUCAUACGCAGACAUACGAAUCACCGACGAGAUCUUCACGUGGCUCAAAGAUCGCGAAAAGCUUGCGGAGGCUACUAACGGCAUGGAGCCUGGCCAGGUCUUCCAAAGAGUUGAGAAGUCGAUCGAGGAACUGGACGAGAUGGCGCCAGUGAUCACGAAACGGACGGAAGAAGAUCCCAACAUUGUCGCGCAUGGCCUUCAUCCAAAAUGGGAGUACCUGACCGUCGAGUCACCCGUAGCCCAGGGCAGCUACAUUGGGGAGCUGAAGGGCCAGAUUGGAAAAAAGGCUGACUAUGAGCUUGAUCCGUCCAAUCGAUGGGAACUCCUGAAGCAUCCGGAGCCUUUCGUAUUCUUCCCUCCUCACCUGCCCAUCUACAUUGACGCUCGACGCGAAGGCACCAUCCUACGAUAUACGAGACGAAGCUGCAAUCCAAACAUGACGAUCAAAAUUUUCACGCAAAGCCCUGAACUUGGCUGUCACUUCUGCUUCAUCGCGACUGACGAUAUCCAACCUGGAGAAGAACUCACAAUUGGCUGGGAAAUAAGUCCUGAGAUCCGACAACUGCUAUCGAACUCUGUGACGAAUGGCGACUUGCGAAAGGAAGGCUUCAAGAAGGUCGAGCAGUUUGCAAACUGGGUUGCGUGCGUGCUCGCAAACUUUGGUGGAUGCGCUUGCGAUCCGCACGCUCCGCAUAAGGGCAGAGAGUGCCUUCUGGAACGCGCCCGUCCCACCGCCACCCAGUCGGAACCUGCCCUCCAUCUGCACAAACCUGCGAAAGGAAGACGACCGAAGAAGAAUCAAAUAUCGCCGUUGAGCACUGGCCACGCCGUCAAUAGCCGCGCUAACAGCGAAGCCUUCCUUCGUGACACACACGACGAUGAACACGCCGACUUGCGCUCGACGUCUGGUUCAACCCGAAGUAAGCAAGGUAGCCGCGACAAUACACCUGGCACACAUUUCUCGCUCGACGGCGUGGACAUUAAGAAUUCCGAUCGCGAGAAGCGAAAAAUACAGCAGCAGGAACGACUGUUUGAACAACUGGAGUACGACGAGCAGCACGGCGGCAAGCGGCGGAAACGCAACAGCGGUGGAUCAAACCUGAAUACACCCACCGUUGGCAGUGCCAAGCAUCUUGGCUAUCCCGAUCCCUUCCUUCCCACAACCUCCAACCAUAAACACCGCACACCAAACGGCUGCAAUACUCGCAAAUCUGUCGGCAUCAAUGGAAGCCGUGGUUCUUCUAGCAAGACGACCGGCGGUUCGAUGCAGUCACCUAAGCCGCGUCCGGUUUAUGCUGACGCCUCGACGCAAACCGAGGGCACGAAUCAUUCGAGUCCACCGAUGUCGCCGGCGCUGAACCAAACCCCGUUUCAACCUCCCAUGUCGUUCAAAAGGAAGCUUCUUCUGCAAGCCAAAGAGGAAAGGCUGCAGCGUGAGAAACGUCGUUCGGUUAAGAAGGAGUUUGAAUCCCCGGCUCUGCGAGAUGUCAUCGAAAGCACACCUGUAGCGCGCUCGGCUGCGUCGCUUUCGCAUGCUAGCGCCAACCCUGACACUGCCGUCUGGAGUGGUCCCGGGACGUAUCAGGAUGGCCAACGUGCCAAGGACACAUCUACAACUGCGGCAUUUGGACCGUCGGCUGAAUCGGAUCCAGUGCCAAGCUCUGCGGAACAGGUGGAUGUGGAGAUGAAGGAUCAAUUACCAUUGGUUGACACUGUCGGGGAUGCCUCAACACCGUCAAAAGAAAAUGAUCCAGAAGGUCCCGUACCGCCCCCACCACCGUGGCCAUCUGCAUCAUCUCAUACUCAUACAACCCCUACGCAAAAUCAACGACCCGUCGAUCUUGCUAUUCAACUCCCUCCCUCUCCUGAUUUUUCUUCAAACACUCCUACUCUCGUCACUUCUUCGGUCGUCACUCCGGCGUCUGUCAGCAGUGUAAUAACUGGUGGCUUGCUUGCGCAGUCUCCAUCCACUCUGGUGCCUCCCACGGCUUUAGUCUCUCCUUCAAUUUCUAGUGCUGUUGCGGGCCCAACGCGGAAGAAGUUCAGCUUGAGCGAUUACAUGAGCAGGAAGAAGAAACUUGACCAAGGCACUCAAUCGUCCGGUCAGUCUUCUGGAAGCCCUCCUAAUCCCAUGGAUAUCUCUGCGACGGAAACGGAGCUUUCGCAAGCUCACAUGGCGCCGUCUGAGGUGGCCCCGAAAGUUGAGCCUGAGUCAGAUAAGCUACUUUUGCUGCCUCACGCGGCGCCGUCCGAGGUGGACCCGCAAGUUGAGACCGAGUUGGAUAAGCUAGCUACGACUGAUGCCAUGGACGAGAGCUGA